Messenger RNA from Spinacia oleracea (spinach), 633 nucleotides. RefSeq lists its product as uncharacterized. Bases 1 to 633 code for a protein of 210 amino acids. The record is from RefSeq and is a predicted model, not a curated record. NCBI's taxonomy places the organism in Eukaryota, Viridiplantae, Streptophyta, Magnoliopsida, Caryophyllales, Amaranthaceae. The transcript has a single exon.
AUGCCUAUACCCUCUCAAGCAUCUUGGUUGGUGAGGAAAAUCCUAAGUGUUAGGGAUUAUUUACUUAGUUUUGCUGAUGGUAUUGAUGUUUUAUCUGAUGCAAGCUUCUCUGUUAAAAAUGUUUACAGUGUGUUGAGGGGUGAUGUGCAAAAGGUUGAGUGGAGGAAGUUGACCUGCAACAACCCUGCUCCUCCUAAGUGUAUAUUUAUAGUAUGGUUGGAUGCUUUAAACAAAAUGGUUACGUGUGAUCGCCUUAUCAAGAUAGGUAUUGCUUGUGAACCCAUUUGUUGUCUUUGUGAGAAGGCUUCAGAAAAUGUUUGUCAUCUAUUUUUUGAGUGUGAAUAUUCUGCUUCUGUUUGGAGCUGCGUUUUACAGUGGUUUGGUGUCAACAGGAGACCUCGAAAUUGGGAGGAAGAGAUGCAAUUUAUAGUGACCCAAUUCAAGUCUAACUCUGUAAAACAUCAGAUGUAUAGGAUGAUGGUGUCUGUUGUAGUUUAUCUCCUAUGGAGGGAAAGGAACCAACGAAAAUUCAAGCUGGUAAAGAGCAACUCAGAGACUAUUGUGAAGGAGGCACAAUACAUGAUCUACUCUAGAAGCCUCAAUGUGUCGAGAUUAGCAUGUUGUUUACCAUAG